UACAUAUUUCCUUUACAUGUAACGAGCUGCCCAAACACUGAAUAUUAAUAUACAAAUUAAGAGUUCAUUUGCAGAAACAGAUAACUCAAAAAUCAUGUUGCAAACUACAUUCGAAUUGUUUUAUUUAAACAAGGCCUCAACAAAACAGAAAAAACACGGUGACGCUAAGAAACGACGUGUUUUGAAGUUGCGCUACACAUAUAAACAGACGAGAAAGCGCAGCACGAACCGCGAAAGAGCAGAUACACAGCGAAAACGCUAACCUUCCACCCAUUUUAAACCGAUACUAACCAAAACCUUUCUCUAAACCUCGCGUGUUUCGGCGUACUGCGGUGGAACACAGUCUCUCAUGGCUCUGUCCGUAACAGGGACGAGCUUGAGCAGGAAGUGUAGCUCAAACAAACUGCGCAUGUUCACGCAAAGCCUCUCGCUAUGUAAGGAUGACACCGAGCGCGAUCUAAACGCUUGACUGUAAAUCCCAAACAUAAACCAGGCCUGUGAUGCUCCUCAGUGUUGAAGGAGCGCGAGGGCUAUGGCAGAGACAGAAGUCACUGUGUCCGUGGAGGACAUGGUGGUGGUGAAGAGCGCCGAGGAAGAGGAUGCGGAUCCAGACAGCCAAAGCAAGAAUCAGAUGAUCCUGCAGCUGCAGCCCAUCACGGCUGGGCUCGGGGAGGAGAGCAGCGAGACAGAUGCUGCAGUAGUUGCCGUGGAGACACAAGAUGAGGUGUCUGCCGAAGUAGAGGAUUUGGAGCUCGGUUAUCCCAUUACAUGCGGCGAGAGUAAAGCCAUCCUUCUAUUCAAGAAGUUUGUCUGCCCAGGAAUCAAUGUCAAAUGUGUGAAGUAUGAGGAUCAGUUGAUUAGUCCGAAGCAGUUUGUGCACUUGUCGGGUAAAGCCACCUUGAAGGACUGGAAGCGAGCGAUCCGGAUGGGAGGGGUUAUGCUCAGGAAGAUGAUGGACUCGGGUCAGCUGGAUUUCUAUCAGCACAGCACGCUCUGCACAAACACCUGCCGCAGCACCAAGUUUGACCUGCUGAUCAACAACACGCGCUUCCCACCGGACGGCAGUGGGCUCAGCACUCCCACCACAGCUCAGGGGCACGUUUCUGUGGGUAACGGAGGUCAGACAGCCACAGCGGAGGAGAAGAAAGAAGACAUGCUCGGCACGGUGGAGUGGAGCACAGCCACUUUAGAAACCACGGAGAAAAGAGACUGGCCUGAGAUCUCAGACGAGACGCUGAGCUUCUGGAGGGGAAUCGCUGAGGUGGGGCUGAUGGGGGAGGUGGUGUCUAAUAUCCGCUCGGAGCUGCUGAGUCUGCUGAGAGGAGUUCAGCUCCGCACGGAUCAGAGUUCUCUACAGGACGCAGAGAUUGCUGUUCUGAGUAACCUGGCGCAAGUCUUUGACCUGCUGGACUCCAUCAAACAGAUUCUGAAUGUUCGACGGCAAAUGACGGACCCGGAUCAGACGCAGGUCCUCAGAGUACUGACAACGUUGGAGCAGCAGGUGGAGGAGCAGAAGCGGCAGCAGUCUCUCAGCUGGCUGUCUCAAUCCCAGGCCCUCAGCAGUCUGGUUCUCCCCUCCACGCCUCCAUCCAAACGCGCUCCCAAACGCCCCCGCCUCCAGCGGCCCGCCUCCACCACCGUGCUGGGCACGUCUGUCGCCCAGCCGCUCACCCUCCAGCCCCAGCAGUUCACCGUGCUCUCCCCCAUCACCCUCUCCUCCAUCGGCCAGUCGUUCGCGGUGGCCGGCCUCAACCAGGCCUCCAACACGGUCACCCUUCACGCCCUCCCCGCCGGCUCGCAGCUCUUCACCAGAAUCGCCGCGGGCUCGGACGGGAAAACCGAAGCCAUCGCGCUCCACCCGGCCUCCGGGCUCACGCUGCUGGGCGCCACAGCCGUGCCGGACCACGGGCAGCUCGUGAGCCCCGUCGAGCUCGUCCAGUUCGCGCAGAAGACCGCCUCCGGCAUGGCCCAGGAGGGUCAGGUGGUGGCAGGCACGGUGGUGAUGCAAGAGAGCGUGGUCAGCGUCGUGCAGGAGGACGAGAACCAGGAGAGCGCCACCCUGAUCGAGAUAGACCCGGCCGCAGCCGAGCACAGCGUGAGCGUCAUGGAGCUGCAGCUGGAGGGCGAGGAAGCCGAGAGCGGAGCGACUGUGGUGGAAGGAGGCGAGGAGGUGGUGCAAGGCGAGACGGAGGAGGAGAUACAGCUGGAUGCCAACGCUCAGUUUCACAAUUUGCCCGUUGUAGUGGUGGAGGAAGAGACGCAAGGCACCGGCAAAGCCAAAUGACACACCGACACGCUCACACAAACCGCCCUCAGAGACUGACGGAGCGAAUCAGACAGGGACGGGGAUUGUGUCGCCCCAGGUGGAGUUUGUGUUUGCCCUUCCAGCUGUCUCUUUCUUUCCUUUUUUUUUUUUUUUAGUACUCUCUUCCUGCACAGCCAAGCUCGGCUCUUCAAGCCUGACGUAUCACGUAUUUGUAAACGCAGUAUUCCUUUGUUUCAUUUUUUUUUUUUUUUUUUACCUGCGAGAAGCAACAGUUCGUGGUGUUUCGUUGGAACACAUUCAGUAUUUUGCUUUUGUUUUUUUUCCAGUGUGGAAGUUUAGACCAGGCACUUACUUUUCAGUUUCCCUUUGUUUCGGUGCCAAAAUGUCAUGUUGUAGUCGGACCGUCUGCUCCGAUCUGAAGUUGAAGACUCAAGUGAUAACUAAGACACUCCUGUAAUGAGAAUUGACUCUGUCUGUGGUCUCUUUGUACUUUGACAUCAGGGUAUAAAUGGCACUAAUGUCGGCGAUGUUUCAGCACAGUGGUUUUUAACUCCAGACCUGGAGACCCGCAGCACUUCAGUUCGAUGCAGCGCUCCUCUAGUGAUAUUACGUGUACAUAAAGGAGGUAAAAGUGCUUGGGAUAUCCGGAUCAGAGUUGCGAUCCACACCGUUAGCACACGUAACGAAAGAUGUGUUAUGAAUGUUUGUGAAUGGAUCCUGUGCGUCCUUCACUGAAAAUAAAAUGGAUCUUCCUCCCCCUCCUCCUCGAGUUAUAUAUUGUAAAUGAUGGUAGAUCGCGGGAUUGUGCAUUGCAAAGUCUGUUACAGUUACAGUUUUCGUUUCGGAAAGAAAUUGCUAAUCGAUACUUGAUCUGGAGGUUUAUAAAUACGCUGUUGUUAAUUUCGCGAAACAAGUUAAUUUAUUCCGUUUGAGAAAUCGUUCAUGCGACAUUUAUAAUUCUGUAACGAUUUACUCACCCUCGUGUCGUUCUGAACUCACGGACCUGCUGUGGACCACGAAUGGAGAUGUUUGGCAGAAUGUUCACACGAACACAGUUCACUCAAAACAUUAUUUUGCUGCUUGUCUGAAUGAAUUAAAAUGAGCUAAUGCAUUAA
This is a messenger RNA of Puntigrus tetrazona (Sumatra barb), 3381 nucleotides long. RefSeq names its product glucocorticoid modulatory element binding protein 1 (gene gmeb1). NCBI's taxonomy places the organism in Eukaryota, Metazoa, Chordata, Actinopteri, Cypriniformes, Cyprinidae. Gene Ontology annotation, cellular component: nucleus. The record is from RefSeq and is a predicted model, not a curated record. Gene Ontology annotation, biological process: positive regulation of transcription by RNA polymerase II. The transcript has 10 exons. The coding region runs from base 533 to 2284 and encodes 583 amino acids. Gene Ontology annotation, molecular function: RNA polymerase II cis-regulatory region sequence-specific DNA binding; DNA-binding transcription activator activity, RNA polymerase II-specific.